UUAGUUAUGAUUCUUGCAUUUGUCAAUGUCUAAUGCUUCCCUGCGGACCAAAGCUCCCAUCCUAAUAAACCAAGCCUGUUUUCUUGCUUUGCUGGAAAGAUGCAAAUCCAUGCCAGAGCUCAAGCAAAUUCACGCCCUCUUGAUCACCUUUGGCCUUUCCGACCACCACCCAUUUGCCUCCAAAGUCCUCUCCUUUUCUGCAGUCUCCAGUUCAGGUGACAUAGAUUAUGCUAAUCAGUUUUUCCUUCGGCUGUCAGACCCAACAAUCUUUAACUACAACACGAUGAUAAGGGCCUAUUCUAAUAGCAAGAACCCAAAUAAAUCUGUAAGUUUAUUUGUUGAUAUGUUGAGGGUUGGUGUCCUGCCGGACUACUUGACGUACCCUUUUCUUGCUAAGGCUUCUGCUCGGUUAUCGGAGCUGAGGCUCGGAGGGUGUAUUCAUGGAGUAAUACUGAGAAAUGGGUUUGUGUCUGAUCGGUUUGUUUCGAAUUCUUUGAUUCAUAUGUAUGGUUCUUGUGGUGACGCAAUGAGUGCCAGGAAGUUGUUUGAUGAAAUUCCUACUAGGAACUUGGUUUCUUGGAAUACAAUGUUGGAUGGAUACGCAAAGUGUGGAAAACUGGAUUUGAUGAAGGAAGUGUUUGGUUUGAUGCCUGAAAGGGAUGUUGUGUCGUGGAGCUCUUUUGUUGAUGGCUAUGUCAAGGGUGGGGAAUACAUGGAGGCGUUGGCAGUUUUUGACGGGAUGAAAGCUGAAGGACAGAAGGCAAAUGAAGUGACUUUGGUUAGUGUCUUGUGUGCUUGUGCUCAUUUGGGUGCACUUGAGCAGGGAAGGUUGAUGCACCGAUAUAUUGUAGAAAACAGGUUGCCUUCGACUCUUGUGUUGACGACAUCCAUAGUUGACAUGUAUGCUAAAUGUGGGGCAAUUGAUGAAGCAUUGGUUGUCUUUCAUGGGUUUCCAAAGAGAAAAACUGAUGUAUUGAUUUGGAAUGCCAUCAUUGGUGGGCUUGCUACUCAUGGGUUUGUUCAGGAGUCCCUUGAGAUGUAUGUUGAAAUGCAGAGUUUGGGGGUCAGACCAGAUGAAAUCACUUACUUGUGCCUUUUGAGUGCCUGUGUUCAUGGAGGUUUGGUAAAGAAGGCUUGGUAUUUCUUUGACUCUCUUAGUAAAAAUGGUAUGACAGCAAAAGCAGAACAUUAUGCUUGCAUGAUUGAUGUUUUAGCACGUGCAGGCCUAUUGUUGGAAGCAUACAAACUUGUUUCUCAAAUGCCAAUUGAACCAACUGCAUCCAUGUUGGGCGCAUUACUCAAUGGAUGCAUACACCAUGGAGAUUUAAAUCUUGCGGAAGUAGCAGGAAAGAAACUUAUUGAGUUGGAGCCUGAUCAUGAUGGCAGAUAUGUUGGCUUAUCAAAUGUUUAUGCAAUUGGAAGACGCUGGGCUGAAGCAAGAACAAUGAGGGAAGUCAUGGAAACAAGAGGAGUGAAGAAAUUUCCUGGCUUUAGUUUUGUCGAAAUAGGGGGAACCCUUCAUAGAUUUAUUGCACAUGAAAAGAUGCAUCCCAAAUGUGAACACAUAUAUAUGAUUCUAGAUGCCAUUAUAGCACAAAUGAGGCCAGAUACAGAUACUGAAACACAAGAACUUUUUUUAAAUCUUACUUUUUGACUUCUAGAAAAACCCUUCAGUUUUAGCAUAAGGGGCAUAUCCAGCUUGUAGUAGGUCUCCAUUGGAAAGAGCACUUGAUUAUCUAUCAGCUGUCAGUGCUACUGGAUUUAGAUGAUUAUGUGAGUUUGGAGAUGGAGAAUAUAGUCUUAUGCGAUGUUCUUUCUCAUGUUUUAGUCGUUUCUACUUGAGAAAUUCUGGAGACUAUUGGAGCUUGUCCUCAAUAGAAGAGAAAAAUGAUUGAGUUGUUAGGAAAUAUUUUAUUGUAGUUUCUAUCACCAAUUUGCUUGUGUAGGCACCGAUAUGGUAUUCGAAACUUUUAUAGGGAAUUGCAGAGGAAACUCUUUUAAAGAAAACAUCUCAAGGUUUGGCUUACAAGAUACAAUCCAGAGGCUGAACGUUGUCUGGUACAGAACAAGCAUUUUGUUUCCAAAAGAUGUAUAGGGCACUGAUCAUCUGAUUCAAUUAUGCAUCAUAGAGAGCAGGCAUCUCAUAUUGUCAAAUUCCUCAGCAGCAAAGAUAGUAUGGUUGGUCGGCUUGCGCUCUUACUUGGAAGUGGUCUCAGCAGCUUAGUCAAUAAAGAGGUUAGUGAUAUUCAAACUGCUAUAAAUGAUGUAGUUUGUGAUUUAUGAAUGGUUUUUAACUGUUGUCAAUGGUAUAGAAAUUACUUUCUGGAAGGACCUGAAAAAGGUAAGAAUUAAAUUCCUCGAGAUAUCAAUAAGUGCUCAUUGUAUAGGAGAGGUAAAUUGAUAGAUUUCAGUUUCUUGUUGGUUUUUAGCAUUUUGAGCUCCUUUUGUGUUAGAAGGUUGCCAUCAUGGAACAGAUUUACAUCAUCAAACAUUUUUUAGUCCACUCUAUGAAGUUAAAAAGAAGCUCAAUCACUUUCUGUAGUACUCAUCAUGGAUAACUAUGCUUUAAUCAUGUUCAUCAUUUCCUCAUCCAUUUUGAAACUAUAAUCUGGAUAAGCAGCAUGCGCUUAUAAUCUGGAUUGUUAAACCAGAUGCAUCUUCCUACUGGAAUUGGUGUAAAACGUUGAAGCUGCAUCCCAUUGCUAGUAAUUGUAUGCAGAUGAUUUUUGGGAUGGUCAGAUGACUUAUCUUUGGCAGGAUCGGUGGCAUUUCCUUGGACCCCUGGCUCAUGUUUUUUUUUUUUCACCUUGAUUAUUGGUGUAAUAUAAACUAAGAAACUGUAUAAUGAACAAAAUUAAGCAAUUGGUAGUUGAACAAUGUGUUUAUUGUGCGCAAAGUAAUUAAAAGUUUAUUGUACAUUC
Coffea arabica (coffee) is the source of this 2921-nucleotide messenger RNA. Lineage: Eukaryota; Viridiplantae; Streptophyta; Magnoliopsida; Gentianales; Rubiaceae. The record is from RefSeq and is a predicted model, not a curated record.